AUGAUGCCAGCCACUACCACCACCACCGCCACACCAGACUCGUUCCAGCUCCUCAGCGAGGCCGACAAGACUGGCUCCGCCGAGGACGCCCUGUUCGACGCCCAGGUCGCCGAGAUCGAGGCGUGGUGGAAGACUCCCGGAACCCAACAACAGCUCUACCCUAGCUCUGUCAUGGCCAAGAAGCUCUUUGACCUGGUCAAGGAGCGGGGCGCCAACGGCGAGCCCAUCCAUACCAUGGGCGCCAUCGACCCCGUUCAAAUGACGCAGCAAGCUCCCCACCAAGAAGUCCUCUACAUCUCCGGCUGGGCCUGCUCGUCCCUCCUCACCACGACCAACGAGGUGUCUCCCGAUUUCGGCGACUACCCCUAUAACACCGUCCCCAACCAAGUGCAGCGGCUCGCCAAGGCCCAGUCGAUGCACGACCGCAAGCAACCCCUACGUCGACUACCUCCGCCCCAUCAUCGCCGACGGCGACACCGGCCACGGCGGCCUCACCGCCGUCCUCAAGCUCGCCAAGCUCUUCGCCGAGAACGGCGCGGCGGCCGUCCACUUCGAGGACCAGCUCCACGGCGGCAAAAAUGCGGCCACCUCGCGGGCAAAGUCCUCGUCCCCAUCGGCGAGCACAUCAACCGCCUCGUCGCCGCCCGCUUCCAGUGGGACGUCAUGGGCUGCGAAAACCUCGUGAUUGCCCGCACCGACUCGGAGAGCGGCAAGCUCAUCAGCAGCACCAUUGAUGUCCGCGACCACGAGUUCGUGCUCGGCGUCGCCGAUCCCUCCGUCCAGCCCCUCGCUGAGACCCUGCAGUCCAUGGAGGCCCACGGCGCCACCUCGGCCGAGAUCGACGCCUACGAGGCCCACUGGGUCAAGAGCACGCCCCUCGUCACCUUUGACGAGGCCGCCGUCCAGCACAUGGAGGCGGAGGGCGUCUCCCAGGCCCGGAUCGACGAGUACCGCGCCGCUGUUCGCGCCAACCGCGACAUGGGCCUGGCCGCCCGUCGCCAGCUCGCCGGCAAGUUCACCGCCUCGCCCGUCUACUUCUCGUGGGACGUGCCCCGCACCAGCGAGGGCUACUACCACUACCGCGCCGGCAUGGCUGCCGCGACCAAGCGCGCCAUCGCCUUUGGUCCGUACGCCGACCUUCUCUGGGUCGAGACGGGCGACCCCAACGUCGAGGUCGCCGCCGGCCUCGCGCGCGAGGUCCGCGCCGUGCACGCCGGCAAGGGCCUCGUCUACAACCUCAGCCCCUCGUUCAACUGGAUGGCCCACGGCUUCACCGACGCCAAGCUCAAGUCCUUCAUCUGGGACAUUGCCCGCGAGGGUUUCGUCCUCCAGCUCAUCUCCCUCGCCGGCCUCCACUCCACCGCCACCAUCUCCAACGAGCUCGCCAAGGAGUUCAAGCAGGACGGCAUGCUCGCCUACGUCAAUAUUGUCCAGCGCAAGGAGAAGGAGCUCGGCUGCGACGUGCUCACGCACCAAAAGUGGAGCGGGGCCAAGUACAUGGACGGCAUCAUGGGUGCCAUCAAGUCGGGUAACUCGACGAGCAAGAGCAUGGGCGAUGGCAACACCGAGGGCCAGUUCCACUAG
This is a messenger RNA of Parascedosporium putredinis, 1584 nucleotides long. The record is from the annotation of a GenBank genome assembly. NCBI's taxonomy places the organism in Eukaryota, Fungi, Ascomycota, Sordariomycetes, Microascales, Microascaceae.